AUGCAUUGGACAGACUUCAUAUGCAAUACGAAGGAGAUUGCAGACCACUCCACCAUCGAGAACCAGUAUGUCCGGCAUGUGUACUCGGAGGCGCUCAGGAAACUCAGAGAGGACAUCGAGGAGCGAUCCGUGAAAGAGGAGCAGCCGAAAAAGGGACCAGGGCUUUACGCCACUUUUGAGGGGGCAAACCCAAUGGAGAGAGAUGGAGAUCAAGGAGGAAUAGCCACAAAGGUGGUGCAAGGUUUCGACCACUUGGUGAGGAUACUAGAAGACUGGAAAUCCUCGAAGACGUGGGUAAUAGUGUGGCCUCAGGAUUCGAACUUGAAGAAAACUGCUUUGGACGACUUGAUCAGAGUGAUCAAAGAAUUCAUGGAGAGCGGAGGAGGCGUGAUCAGUGCGUGGCCACCGAUCAUGUCAAGAAACCACAACAAGUGGUUCAGCAUGAUGGACAUGUGGAAACAUUUAGAUGAAGCCUUAAGAAAACUCGACGACAAGCAAGCCUUCUGCACAGCAAUCAGCAAGAUUCUCGAUGGAAAAUUGUUCAUAGAGGCAGGGGCGCCAGAAGGAAGCGCUCAAUUUUACAGCAACUAUGUUGGAACAUCUCUACCGAAGCAGGUGUACGAGGCAGUAAGGUAUCGCGUAGAAAGUGCGAGGCUGCCAAAAAUAGAGAAGCCGACCUCGAAGGCGAUGUCUUCCCGAUGGGAGGGCAUGUCGGAUGGACCCAUAUGGGGUCGCAAGAGGCGUGCCUUGUAG
Molecule: messenger RNA, 753 nt
Organism: Haemonchus placei
Lineage: Eukaryota; Metazoa; Nematoda; Chromadorea; Rhabditida; Trichostrongylidae
Source: the annotation of a GenBank genome assembly